GAAGUGGCUGUGUCCAAACAGGCACUAUAUAUAUUCAUGUUCCAUAAGCUCAUUAUGUUGCCACCAAGCCAUGAAGUACAGCCAAGAGAUCAUCUCCCACCUGAGCCACCCCCAACACAAGCUCAAAUUCGAGUACACCGAAACCCCCUUCAAAUGCGACGGCUGCAACGAAGUCGGCAUCGGCUCCAAAUACAAAUGCGGCAGCUGCGACUACGACCUCCACAUGCACUGCGCCGUCCCCUCCGCCUCCAUCACCCACCCCUUCUACACCAAGUGCUCCUUCCAGUUCCUGCCCCGCCCCCCCGGCCUCACGCCGCGCUACUGCAACGCCUGCCAGAAGGACGUGUCGGGGUUCGUCUACCACUGCGGCUCCUGCGGCUUCGACCUCCACCCCUGCUGCGCCAAACUCCCGAUGACGCUGGACGACGGAGAAGUGAAGCUUUAUUUGUACCGGAAGGUGAGCUCGGCGUGUCAUAAGUGCGGGAGGAAGGGGAGGAGCUGGAGCUACAGGUCUGCAUGCAAGAAGUAUAAUUUGCAUGUGGCGUGUGUCAAGGAGAUGCUGGUGGAGACGUGGCAUGAGUUGUAUUUUGGGGGUGGGAUUGGGAAGAAAAAUAGUGGGAAUUAUGAUUAUUGUUAUUAUGGUGACAAGGGUGUUAAAUUUGAUGGGAAUAGAUUAAGUGGGAUUAAUAAUAAUAAUAAAAAUGAUUUGAGGAAGUUGGAGACGAGGAUUCCAAGUUUGAAGGGGACGUUGCAGAAUCAUCAUAAGAAGAGUAAAGGGAAAGUGAAGAAGUGUUGUGAGAUGGCUGGAUUGGCUUUGCAGUUUGUGAUAUCUGCGGUUCUUGGAGAUCCGACUACUCUUAUCGCCGGGGUGGUUGGAUCUAUGAUGUCCAAGUAGUUCAUAAAUCAGGUCACGUGUGUGUGAUUUAGUGAACAAAAUGUCUAAUUGUGAUAAUCAAAUACUACAUGUUUCUAUGUUAAUUAUGAACAUCCCUGAGCAGAACUCUGUAUUUGAUUCGUCUUCUAAGAAUAUAUUCCUUUUCGUUGGUGGCUAAUAAUUUUUUCUAGUUGAUCUUCUUA
Messenger RNA from Daucus carota subsp. sativus, 1077 nucleotides. RefSeq lists its product as uncharacterized. NCBI's taxonomy places the organism in Eukaryota, Viridiplantae, Streptophyta, Magnoliopsida, Apiales, Apiaceae. The transcript has a single exon. The coding region runs from base 71 to 895 and encodes 274 amino acids. The record is from RefSeq and is a predicted model, not a curated record.